Molecule: messenger RNA, 1068 nt
Organism: Penicillium arizonense
Lineage: Eukaryota; Fungi; Ascomycota; Eurotiomycetes; Eurotiales; Aspergillaceae
Product: arabinogalactan endo-1,4-beta-galactosidase
Exons: 2
Coding region: 1-1068 (355 amino acids)
Biological process (GO): pectin catabolic process
Molecular function (GO): glucosidase activity
Source: RefSeq, a predicted model, not a curated record
AUGCAUAUGCUUCCCUGUCUCCUUCUAGCUGCGACGCAGCUCUUUGCUCCGGCUUCGGCUGCGUUGAGUAUCCACGGUGCGGAUAUCUCUUCUCUUCUUGUUGAAGAGGGUUCGGGAAUCUCGUAUAAGAAUGCUGCUGGUACAACGGGUAAAUUGGAGGCUAUUGUCAAAGCUGCGGGUGUCAAUUCCAUUCGCCAGCGUGUCUGGGUUAAUCCCAGUGAUGGGUCGUACGAUCUUGACUAUAAUGUCAAGUUGGCGAAGAGGGUGCAAGCACAGGGGAUGACUACAUAUCUUGAUUUGCAUUAUAGCGAUACAUGGGCUGACCCAAGUCAUCAAACUACCCCAUCCGGCUGGUCAACAACCGACAUCGACACCCUCGCCUGGCAAGUAUACAACUACACCCUAGAAGUAUGCAACACCUUCGCGGCCAACGACCUAGACGUAGCAAUCGUCUCAAUCGGCAACGAAAUCCGCAGCGGCCUCCUCUGGCCCUUGGGCACCACAAGCAGCUACAGCAACAUCGCGCGAAUCCUACACUCAGGCGCCUGGGGCGUGAAAGACUCCGACCUCACCACCACACCCAAGAUAAUGAUCCACCUGGAUAACGGCUGGAGCUGGUCCGACCAAUCCUACUUCUACAACAAAGUCCUCGCGUCCGGUUCUGCCCUGGCAUCAUCGGACUUUGACUACAUCGGCGUCUCAUACUACCCCUUCUACAGCGCGAGUGCCACACUCGCGUCGCUUAAGACUAGUCUGGCGAACUUGUACUCGACGUAUGGGAAGCAAACUAUUGUUGUUGAGACGAAUUGGCCGUAUGCUUGUCCCAGCCCGGCUUAUUCGUUCCCGUCGGAUCUGAAGGAUAUUCCGUUCUCCGUUGCUGGGCAGCAGACUUUCUUGCAGAGGCUUGCUGCUGUUGUUUCGGGGGUUUCGGGUGGACUGGGGAUCUAUUAUUGGGAGCCUGCUUGGGUUGAUAAUGCUGGACUUGGGAGUAGUUGUUCGGAUAAUUUGUUGUUUGCUUGGUCUGGGGAUCAGGCUAGGGCUAGUUUGGCUACGUUGGGUACUGUUUAG